This is a messenger RNA of Salmo salar (Atlantic salmon), 477 nucleotides long. NCBI's taxonomy places the organism in Eukaryota, Metazoa, Chordata, Actinopteri, Salmoniformes, Salmonidae. The record is from RefSeq and is a predicted model, not a curated record.
AUGGCGAGGUUUCUCAGGUGGAACCAGUUGGAUCUGGCCAUCGUGUUGCUGUCAGUGAUGGGCAUCACUCUGGAGGAGAUUGACUACAGCGCUUCUCUCCCUAUCAACCCUACCAUCAUACGCAUCAUGAGGGUGUUGAGGAUCGCACGAGUUCUGAAGCUGCUGAAGAUGGCUAAAGGAAUGAGAUCACCACUAAAGCCAGUUGUUUUAUCUCUUCCAGGGGUGGGGAACCUGGGUCUGCUCUUCAUGCUCCUGUUCUUCAUCUAUGCAGCACUGGGGGUUGAGCUGUUUGGAGAACUGGUGUGUAACGAGGACUACCCAUGUAAGGGGAUGAGCCGCCAUGCUACCUUUGAGAACUUUGGCAUGGCCUUCCUCACUCUGUUCCAGGUCUCCACUGGGGACAACUGGAAUGGGAUCAUGAAGGUAUGGAUGGACUUCUUCAUGGUGUUCUAUGGAGUGUUUAUUACGAUCAAUUAG